AUAAUAUAGAAAAAUAAAUGUAGACAGAAAUAUAUAGAAAAAAUACAGCAUUUCUAUCAUUUUGAUAUUGUAAAUAGGCAUAUUUAAAAACUACAUUUUAAAAACUAAUGCCCACAAAAAAUAGAUAAAUAAUAAUUAAAUAAAAAAAAAUAAUAAUAAAAAGAAUAGUUUUUCUAAACGGUAGAGUUGGAUUUCCCGGCUAUUUUUGGCCUGCAGUAUUCCGUUUCGCCGCUAGGAGGCAGUGCUGGACUGUGAUUGAACAGACCAUCGGCUUUUUCCCCACAAUAAAAAGUUUUUCCAGGUGCUCAACUUUUUAUAUCUUCGUGUUUGAAACUCGGCAGUGUCCAAAUCUCCAUUUAUUUCAGUUUCGCGAUUUUUUCCCAUGAAACAUGCCGAUCCGGUGACUUUUUUCUUGGAGGUUGGCGCUCUCCCCUCCGCGGUGGAACCUGCUGUUCAAACAAGCCCUCCUGAGGGGUAUUUAACCGACUCCAGGCUGUGGGUUCUCUCACACCUUCCUUUCACACCUCACGUGAAGUUGGUCCACUCCUCCAAACACGUUCGUCUCCACCCGAGCUGACGCCUGCAGAGACGGACAGGUGUGUCGGAUGAAAGCACAGGAGCUGCUGGAGCUCAGAGAGGAGGCUGGGAAUGGAGUGGAGGGAGCAGUCCACCGUCAGCUCCGAGGAAGCCUUCCAGGAGGCGCAGAGAUGGAUUGAGGCAGUAACCAAGAAAAACUUUGGGAGCAGCGACUUCCGAUCAGCGCUGGAGAGUGGCGUUCUGCUGUGUGAUCUGAUCAACAAGAUCAAGCCCGGUCUCAUCAAAAGGGUCAACAGACUCCCGACUCCCAUCGCUGGACUGGACAACCUCAACGUCUUCCUCAAGGCCUGCGGCAAACUUGGACUAAAGGAGGCGCAGCUCUUUCACCCCGGAGAUCUUCAGGACUUGUCCACCAGAGCCACAGUCAAGCAUCAAGAGACAGACAGGAGGCUGAAAAAUGUUUUGAUCACCAUAUACUGGCUUGGUAGAAGAGCUCAGAGUGACCGUCUCUAUGAUGGACCUUACCUGAACUUCAAAGCAUUCGAAGGAUUACUGGGCACAGCGCUAUACAAGGCUCUGCAGGACUCAUCCAGUCAAAAACGCAGCAGCGUCAGGGACAGCGGUUUUGGAGAAAACUGGUACUCGGAAAGAGAGGAGCUCCACCGUCUGAGAGGAAGAGGAGGAGGUGAAGGAGGAGGAGGAGGCAGACGCAGGAGAGACGACUCCCUGGACAGCUUAGACUCUGUGGGCUCCCGACCUCACAGCAUCUCGUCUGACACCACUCUGAAAGGCAGCAGCGAGGGUUGUAGCAGCGACGCAGAAACCGACAGCAUCGUCAGGAUGGCCGAGAACAAGGACACCGUGGGCUACCGCAGAUCUGCAAGCAUCACACCUAAAGUUACGGCCCAGUACAACCAGUUCCUGCCCACCAAAGACAAGCAGUCCGGCUACGUGCCCGCCCCUCUGAGGAAGAAACGCACCGACCGCAAUGAAGACAACCGGCGCAGCUUGGUGAACUACUCCAGUGGGGAGGAUGAAAGCCGACUCACCAGUCAAAGUCAGGUUCCUUCUGAACGCUACGACAUCACCAAAGUAUCCCAGAGUGCCUUGCCAGCAGAUCACCUACAGUGGGCCAUCGAUUACGACAGCGGCAGUGACUCGGACGCUGAACGACCGGACCCCGAUCUUGUUCUGGAUGAUCUCGCGAGCAGACGCUUCCACAGCCCCUCCCCGGCUCCUCCCACCAACUUUGCAGUGCCGAUCGGUCCCCUUGCAGGGCAGAGGGUGUCUAGAAGUAAAGAGGGCCUCCAGCCUAAGGUCACUGUAACUCCUGAAGUUGCACCUCAACACAGUGUGACCUGCCACAGCAAGAGUGGGAGAGGUCCGCCCCCCAAGCGCGGCUUCGUGAAGGUGGACCACGGCAGAGCUGUCUGCACGGAAAGCCUGUUCAGGGAUAUAUACGAGGACUCUGAGGAUGAGGAUGAUGAGGUGGGUCACGCUGACCCCGUCCAAGAUGAUCUCUAUACCCGUAAGAUGGGCAUCAAACCCCAGCCUGCAGGUAGCGUGGCCUUCGACAAGUUCUUACCCAAAUUCUGGACGCCUGAGGAGGACGUGCACGUGCAGAAGAUCAAACUGGGCUCUCAGAGGAGACCCUGGUACAAGAAGAUGCAAGGCUUCAGUAGCGGUCAGAAGUCGGGCUCUUCGUCAGACGACUCAGAGUGCGACAUGAGUCCUUGGCUCUCCUCUGCCCCCUCUCCUUCCAGCCCCUCUCAGGCCUCGGCUCAAACCACCCGAGUUGUUGGGAAAAGUCCUCAUGCCCAACCACACACUCUCCCACAGCUCCCCAAGAAACCCACCUCCCUGUUAGAGACUCCACCAUUGACCUUUGCCCCCGUGGACCCCACCUCAGGUCCCAGGCUGGUCAAAGGGGAGCGGUGGCCGCUGCUGGGGCGGCAGGAGCCCCCAGAUCCCUUUGAUUAUGACAGUAUUAAUCCCGACUUGGAGAACGACGACAUGUUUGCCAGGCGAACCCUGACGUUUCAGUCCAAUACCGAUUUGGCGUUGAAGAAGUCUCAGCUGACCGUCAAGCGUCGACUCUGUACGUCAUCGCCGCAGCUCAACAUUGUUACCCAGCAGCAUCGCCCCGGCGACGCGGACGAGAGCGAAUUCCCUGACAUAGAGCAGGACGACGUUGUUUAUCGUAAAGAGAAAACUCUGCAGACUCAGCAACAACGGCCCCUCUCCGGAGCUCCCGACAACUACUCCCCCAUGCCCAUCCCGGAGCCGUGGGCCCUCCCCCCUGAGCUCAAAGCCAGACUCCUCUGCCCCCCAUGUCCCCUGACUCAUGACGCAAAAGCAGAUACUCCGAAAGAGCCUGAAAAAACGAUGAAUGCUACGACGGACGACAUGCUAAUCAGGAAGCUCAGGGGUUAUUUGGAUCAAAGCCAGCCGUCGCUGAGAGGCCCUUCAGCUCGCCGCCGCAGUCCCUCUGUGCCGGCCUCCUGCAGUCAGAAAGACCUGCAGAAGUGGCAGGCAAUCAGAGAGGCCAGCCAAUUAAGACACAGGAAAAAGCUUUUGGUUGAGAGGCUAGCAGCUCUGAAGCUACAGCUACCCCCGCAAGAGAGUGUUCAGGGGAGUAAAUCCACCAGUGACAUUGACGCGGAUGCCAUGGCCCUCCGGCAGCUUAGGUAUGAAGAGCUGCAGAAGUUCCGCGAACAGAUCAAGGAGAGUGAUGAUAAAUGGCAGGAUGACCUGACCAAAUGGAAAAACCGGCGGCGAAGUGUGAACUCGGACAUAGUGAAGAAGAAAGAGGAAAGAGAGAAGACUGAGCAAAUUACCUACGGCGAGGGCAGAAGGUCAAAGACCUUCAAGGAGAUGCAGGAGGAGAGAGAAAGUAAAACAAAGAACCGCAUCAGCAGUCGCCUUGCUUCCCUCUCCUUUCUGCAUGACAGUGACGAUGCCUUUGAGGCUCCUGUCAUCGCGCCUUCCCGCACGCAUCUGCCCAGAAGCUACACUAUCGACGCUCCAUAUUCCUCGUACCAGCCCCCCGAGAGCCCCAAGAAGCUAGAAGAUUCCCCGGCUUCCUCCCCACCUCCUUUUCGGGCAGCCUCGCCUCCCACUCGGCAGAAAGCUUCGGGCAGCAGCAACUCCAGCGACGCUUCGUCUCCCACCGCCGCCCCCAGCUCCGACGCUCCUAAAGCUCCCCGUCUGCAAAGGAGUCGAGCUCUGGAGGACGCCGACACGACCAGCACGAACUCGGCCUCCUUUCAGAAGGCGCCCGAGCCAAAGCAUCCAUUGUUUGGCGCACAGGCCGAAGUGGAGGCCCCCCCACUCCCUCUGCACAAAGAGGAGCCGAAGCCGAACUCAAUGGAACCCAAGCCUCCUGAGCUUUCUCGGGUUUCCUCCUCCCUCCCCAAAAGCUACCAGAGAUCGGAUAGCUCCCGCCUAACCUCAGUUGUCACACCGAGGCCCUUUGGGACCCAGUCGUCCCGCAUCAGCUCUCUUCCCAGAGUCCAAACAAUGGAUAACUCCCACCAGCGUGUCAACGGCAACGCCAGCAUUCCUCAGAAGACCUCGGUGCCAAGCCGGUAUCAGCCCUUCGUGACGUCAGAGGAUGAGGCUCAGUCCAGCUCAGCACAGAGCAGCGAGGAAGAGGAGAAAGAUGAGGUGAAGAAAGAGGAUGUGAGGCCCACAGAAAGCAGCAUCAGCACCGUUUCACCUGCCAGUCCUGGGAUGAAGAGCCAAACCAAGCAGGAGGACUUCUGCGAGAUGCGCGUCAACCUGAACCAGAAACCCAACAGCAGCAGAGACUUUGGUUUCCAAGCGAACUGGGACUCCACAGGAGCUCGCGUCUCAUCCAUCCAGCCAGGAAGCUCAGCUGAAAUGUGCCAGCUCCAGGUCGGAGACGAGGUGCUGUCGGUCAACGGCCAUAAGGUGGCAGACAUGAGCUACACGGAGUGGAAGUCCUGCAUGGAUCAGGCGCUGCAAGACGGCAGCCUGGUCAUGGACGUCCGCCGUCACGGCCAGAACAACUGGGUCAGAGACGAACCUUCCCUGCUAUAUAAAAGCCAUAGAACCAUCAAUCUGACCAGUACGGAUCAUCCGACAAUUCUAGGUUCCCCCGACACAAAAACUGUCAGUUCCAGCCUGGAUCUCACCUCCCACAUUUCCCCGGAGCCCGUGCCAAGCAAAGAGGCCCCCGGUCAGACCGCCGCCGGGGUGGCGUCAAACGGAGUGAACGGGGGUCUCCAUGAAGAACCGGUGACCAUGAGGAACAAAGAGUCAGAACCCAUAUCUUUGAAAAACUUAAAACGGAGGUCAGAGUUUUUUGAACAAGGUGGCUCAGAGUCCAGCGUCAGUGCGCUGACCUACCUCUGUGGAGGAUCGAACGCCUCAAUGCCCGAUAUACCCGUUCCUGCCAUCACUCCCCCAUCCAACCGCUGGACGUGGGACCCAGAAGAAGAGCGCAGAAGACAGGAGAAAUGGCAGAUGGAACAAGAGCGCCUUCUACAGGAGAAAUACAUGCGCGAUCAGCAGAAGCUGCAGGAAGAGUGGCACAAGGCUCAGCAGGAGAUUUCUACAAGCGUGGGCCAACAAGAGCAUCUGGAGGUGAACAGCCACCACGCCGGCGCUCACUCCCCUCUGUCCUCCUCCGUCCACCAGACCGCACCUCCGGCGUGGGCCGAGGAAGAGAGGAAGAGGAGGGAGGAACAAGAGCGCCAAAGGCAGGAGGAGGAGAGGAGGAAGAGGGAGGAGGAGGAGCGGGAGCUGCGGCACCUCCAGGAAGAGAGGAAGAGGAGGGAGGAACAAGAGCGCCAAAGGCAGGAGGAGGAGAGGAGGAAGAGGGAGGAGGAGGAGCGGAGGAAGAGGGAGGAGGAGGAGCGGGAGCUGCGGCGCCUCCAGGAAGAGAGGAAGAGGAGGGAGGAGCAGGAGGUGCACAGGAGGCGCCGGGAAGCUGAAGAGCAGGAGCUCAGGGAGAGGGAAAGAGCUCUGGAGCAGCAGCGGCAGCAGCAGUGGGCUGGACACUCGCAUGGCUUUGCCAGUGUCCAGCAACCACUGUCCUUUACAGACAGGGCAAAGUCCAAGUCAUCUCCUCAGCUUGAUGAAGACGAGGACGGUCAGAGAGGGUCGAGUGCAGGCAGGAAGGGUCAGCAGCCGCAGUCGCAGUCGCAGGCCGAGCUGGAGCGCCAGCAGAUCCUCAACAAGAUGAAGAAGAAGGCCUCUCUGCAGAGGGACGGCAGCUGGAUCCGUCAGAGCUCCACCACCACUCCCACCAACAAGGGGGAGAGCGACCCCCCGUUCAUGCGCAGGGGUGAAUCUCUGGACAACUUAGACCACGACUCCCACCGCUCCUCCUGGUCCCCCAGAAGCAACUCCUUUGUCCAGAACUACUCCCAGCCCCCGCACGGCCUCUAUGGCAGCUCCUCGGGUUAUGGUGGUGGGUUCCGGGCCCAGCGGCCCGUCUCCGUCACUCUGCCCUACUCUCAGUCUAUGGGCUCCCUCAGAGGUGGGGCAGGAACCCACUCCUUCCCCUGGUCUCGACAAUCCUCCUCCACUUCUACUUUAUCUCCCACGACUCCUGAUCCCUUACCUGAAGGAGAUGGGCGCCAGCAGCGGAGCAGGUCAGUGAGUGGAAAGAAAAUGUGUUCGUUCUGUGACACGCCUCUUGGAAGAGGAGCGGCCAUGAUCAUCGAGUCCCUGGGGCUCUGUUAUCAUUUGGAUUGUUUUAAGUGCGCCGGCUGCAUGUCGAGCCUCGGCGGAUCAGAAGCCGGGGCCGAAGUCAGAAUACGAAACCAACAGCUCUACUGCAACUCCUGCUACCUACAAGCCAAAACCGGGCAGCCAACAUCCAUGUGAGGUGAAAGCGCUCAAGCAGAUCGACGAGGAAUCGACUUGUGACAACAACCCCUGAACCUGUAAACGUGAAUGUCGGGAAAAAGACUGGAAGACCCCAAUGAAGAGAAAAUCCUACUUCUUCUUAAAGUGAUUGCUGGGUUUAAAAUUCGUAAGGCGUUAUUUACUCUUGUGUUUAUGCAUCUAAUUCAAUACUACCGCUGUAAAGAAAAUAAAAAUAAGUGUGUGAGGGUUGGGCUUGCUUCAGUUCUCCAGUGUGUUAGCCGUAAAAAGUGAUGGGAUUGCCAUUCUAGUAGAGGAAACUCAUCUCAGCACUUUGGUCAGAUGAGAUGAUUUUAUUAUGUCAUUGUGCCUUUGCUGUUAAAAUUACUAGAAAGAGGAAAAAAAAGCACUUUUUUUUGUUAAGUCGUCAUCCUGAAUGGAAAUUAAUAAUAAGACUGUAAAUAAACUGCUAAAGCUUUA
This is a messenger RNA of Oryzias melastigma (Indian medaka), 6852 nucleotides long. RefSeq names its product LIM domain 7a (gene lmo7a). The transcript has 35 exons. NCBI's taxonomy places the organism in Eukaryota, Metazoa, Chordata, Actinopteri, Beloniformes, Adrianichthyidae. Bases 649 to 6393 code for a protein of 1914 amino acids. The record is from RefSeq and is a predicted model, not a curated record. Gene Ontology annotation, molecular function: protein binding. Gene Ontology annotation, biological process: regulation of signaling; regulation of cell adhesion.